Glarea lozoyensis ATCC 20868 is the source of this 738-nucleotide messenger RNA. RefSeq lists its product as uncharacterized. The record is from RefSeq and is a predicted model, not a curated record. The transcript has 2 exons. The coding region runs from base 1 to 738 and encodes 245 amino acids. NCBI's taxonomy places the organism in Eukaryota, Fungi, Ascomycota, Leotiomycetes, Helotiales, Helotiaceae.
AUGGCGACUGAGAAUUCUGAAAGCAGUUUGGUGGUGGCUUCGUGGACGACGCUUCAGGUUCCUAAAUCUAGUACUUUUGAUACGAGGAAUACGGAGGAUGGGAGGACAUGGCUUUCUAUCAUCAGACCUAUGACGCGUUCGAAGCAACCGGGCUUUUUGCAUGGGAUUUUUGGGAGGGUUGUUGAGUCGAUGCAGACUGUUUGGCUUGUUACAGCAUGGGAGUCCUCAGAAGCACUUGAAAAGUUCGAAGCUUCGUCAACUUGGUCUACGCAGCGUGAACUCAUGGCUUCGAUGAGCAUGACGUUCCCAAAGACUGUGCAUUGCGACUUUUCGGGCUUUUGGUGGGAUCGUUUGACGCCUCAUACUGGAGUCACUGAUCUUUCAUUUCCAUCGUCCAUCGCUGAGGACGUAUGCAUGAAAAUUCUAGGCGUCAAGGGACUGGAAUACUUUUUCCGUCCUGGUGCCUCGGAGCCGAAAGCUUUUAAUGGGAGUGGUGUGCGUGGAUGGAUCAGAGGGACUUCUAGGGUCGACGACGUGGAGGUGAUUACGUUACGGGUCUUUGAUCAUUGGAUGAGUGAUGAGUUGGAGACGGAGUUUAAGACGAAAGCUUCUACACUUGAGGGCGAGGAGGGGAUUUUGGUGUACGAUCGGUUCGUCAGAGAUUUUAAGGAGCUUGGGAUGGUGAACAUGAAGGAGCGGCAUUGUAGGUUUACGCAUAUUCCGACGACUUUCUAUUGA